GUGAAACUCAGUGUUGGUCAGUGUGACAGCAGAGCUGCAGCCCAGACGAGUCUGUGUGUUUCUGUCUGAAGAAACAUUAAAGUGAGUUCAUCAGGUGUUUCCUCAACAACUGACUCAAAUACUGUGUGUAGAUAUGUCUGCUGCCAGCAAUCUGCCAUCUGAAGAUCAGUUUCUGUGCUCCAUCUGUCUGGAUGUGUUCACUGAUCCUGUCAGCACACCAUGUGGACACAACUUCUGCAAAAACUGCAUCAUUACGAAGUGGAAUAUUAGCAACAGGUGCCAGUGUCCUGUGUGUAAAAAGUUAUUUAACACAAGACCUGAAUUUGAAAUCAACACUUUCAUCUCUGAGAUGGUCGCUCAGUUCAGACAGUCAGCUCAACAGAAAGCCAGCAGCAGCAGCUCAAAGCAACAAGUGUCCAAACCAGGAGAAGUUCCCUGUGACGUCUGCACUGGAACCAAACUGAAGGCCCUGAAGUCCUGCCUGGUGUGUCUGGUCUCCUACUGUGAGACUCACCUGGAGCCUCAUCUGACAAUGUCAGGCCUGAAAAGACAUCAGCUGAUCGACCCUGUGGAGAACCUGGAAGACAGGAUGUGUACGAAGCACGAUAAACCUCUGGAGCUGUUCUGUAAGACCGACCAGACAUGUGUCUGCAUGCUCUGCCAUGUUUCAGACCACAAGACACAUGAUGUUGUUCCUCUGAAAGAAGGAUAUGAAGGAAAGAAGGCUGAGCUGGGGAAGACAGAGGCUGAAAUUCAGCAGAUGAUCCAGAAGAGACGACUGAAGAUUCAGGAGAUCAAACACUCAGUCCGCCUGAGUGAGGAAGAUGCAGACAGAGAGGUAGCAGAAGGUGUUCAGGUCUUUACUUUUCUAAGGGAGUCUGUUGAGAGAGGCCUGAAUGAGCUCAUCGAUACGAUAGAAGAGAAGCAGAGGAGGACACAGAAACAGGCUGAAGGAUUCAUCAGAGAGCUGGAACAGGAAAUCUCUGAGCUGAAGAAGAGAAGCACUGAGGUGAAGCAGCUCUCACACUCUGAAGACCACCUCCAGCUUCUCCAAAGCUCCAUGUUCCUGAAAGCUGCUCCAUCCACCAAGGACUGGACAGAGGUCAGCAUUCAUCCACCACAUGUGGGGACUGUGAGGAGAGCUGUGUCUCAGCUGGAGGAGACAGUUAGUAAAGAGAUGAAGAAGCUGCUUGCAGAUUUUGAGCUGAAGAGGGUCCAGCAGUAUGCAGUGGAUGUGACUCUUGAUCCUGAUACAGCAAAUCCCUAUCUCAUCCUGUCUGAUGAUGGGAAACAAGUAAGUCUUGGUGAUGUAGAGAAGAAUCUCCCAGACAACCCAAAGAGAUUUUCUCUCUUUUUUUGUGUUUUAGCAAAGCAGAGUUUCUCAUCGGGCAGAUCUUACUUUGAGGUUCAAGUUAAAGGAAAGACUAAAUGGGAUUUAGGAGUGGCCAGAGAGUCGAUCAACAGGAAGGGAGUAAUCACAAUGAGACCUCAGGAUGGUUACUGGACUAUAUGUUUGAUAAAUAGAAAUGAGUAUGAAGUUCUUGCCGACCCUCCAGUCCGUCUCUCUCUGAAGUCUCAGCCUCAGAAGGUGGGGGUGUUUGUGGAUUUUGAGGAGGGUCUGGUCUCCUUUUAUGACGUAGAUGCUGCAGCUCUUAUCUACUCCUUUACUGGUUGCGCUUUUACUGGGAAGCUCUUCCCAUACUUCAGUCCCUGUAAUAAUGAUGGUGGUAAAAACUCUGCACCUCUGAUCAUCUCUCCUGUCAAUCAAACUGGCUGAUCUUUUUUAUGAUCAACAAUUUAUUGAACAAUGAAGCAUUGCCAAAAGUCCGAAAUCUUUGUGUAAAUAUAAACCAGACAAUGUUUUCAUACUGCAAUAAUGACACCGUCAUAAAUAUUAGGAUACUCAGUGUGUCAUGUAGCUUUAUGGUUACAAAAUGAGAGUUCAGUAUGUUUCACCCUGUCACCGGUAGAGUAAGGCUUCUUAAAGACAAAAUUUGUUUUCUGGUAUCUUCAAUAAUGAAGUGAUAAAUAGGGAUGUAACCAUACGCUGAAUUCAGCAAUACUGUGACAAAAAAGCCUCAAUACUUUUGUUGGACUGUGACAAAAUUUACCACAACAUUACAUUGUUAUUAUUUUGCUAGUAUCGUUGCUUUCUUCUAUCUCCCCUUGUCGUAAAUUGUCAGGCUUUGAAAUUAGUGCUUGUCCGGGGCAAGUGUAGUCUGUAACUCUGUGUUCGGGCUAGUGCAGCUGUCUGAUUAGAAAAGUGAACACACUCUGCACAAUAGAGUAACAAGCAAACUUUUUGUUAGGGACUUUAAAUGUCCCUCUCAUAGAUACAGAAACAGAUGCCUCAUUGGCUGUCCGAUGGUACGCCUCUAGCGACGCCAUAUUAGAGAGCUUGACUGGAAAAAAAAAAAAGAGACUAAACAGGGGAGCUGCGGUUUUCCGGAUAAAAAGCACUAUACCUUUUAUAUUUCUAAACGGAUUGACCAUAACAAAGUUUGGUCAUUUUUUCCACUGCUCAUUUUAGAAAGUCUAUCCCACUAUACAUUCGGACAGCGCUACAAAAUGGCAAAGUCACAAUUAUCCACUUUUGAUUGGACGUCACAGUUAUGUCAUAGCGGUUGCGUGCGCAUACUGGUGGCAGAAAAACAGCGGACACCAAUGAGAAACAGUUGAGAUAUGUGGAAUACAUAUGUCUUGUUGUGCCGCUGGAUGUCAGAACAGGAAAACAAUAAAAGAUAACCUUCAUGUUUGUCGAAAAAUGUCGCUGAGGACGCCGUUUGAAGCUAAAUGAAGACCUCUAUGGUUGCUAAAAUUUACACAAAAAAAGCCCAACAGUUACAGCAUGACAUAAUAUUUAGGCCUGUAUUUGCACCCACCUAGUGGCAGCAGUAUUUACAUUGUUCUAAAUGCAUUAAACAAUAAAAAGAAGUUCAUAGUAACCGAGCCAUGAGGUGCAAUUUAUCGUCAGUAUACAGCUGUUUGACUUUGUGUUAUGUCCUUGUCGCUGCUCAGCAGCACAUCUGUCUGUAAUAAACAAAAACCAUUUAACAAAUCUCUGUAUUAAACAUCCUAGACGUGACUGCAAAGAACAAAACUGUCUCCAUCCAGAGACAUGUAUGUCUAUUCUGUCGUAUAGACGCUGGGUUUUUCCACAAGGUUUAUGAGGAUAGUUUGUUCAUGCAGACCACAGAAAUAUACACAUUUAUACAUUAUGAUCUAUGCGUAGUAGAGAGUAAAGUUUUGUCUCCAGUUAAUUAUAAUCUCAAUAUUCAGGAUAUAAUGGCUGCUGGACGCUCAGUAGAGGAGUGUGUGUUUGGUUUACAUGAACUGAAUUACUGAUGUGCUGACAGAUAAUUCAUCAUCAUCAUCAGGAAUUGUAAAAACUCACAAACAUGGAUUUGUCUCAUUGUCCCUAAUAUUUGUGGAGACGUCCACAUAUAAUAUAGUUUAAUGUGAAACAGACAACUUUUUAACUAGCUAGCUAACGCUGUCUGUUUAUUAACUCCUUGAUUAGAACAGAAUAUAACUGCUCAUUUUAAAAAGGACACCACAAGAAAACAUGUUCUUUGUUUAGAUUAAUAAACAGAUGAUAGAUCAUUGUUUGUUUCUAGCUGUCAGCGAUCAGCUAAAGGUAGCAUGUUAGCUACGUUAGCUACAUGGCUAAUGUUAGCAAGCCUUUAAUUUUCCCUGCCUGGAUGCAGAUGUGGCUGUAAGUUAACAUAAACUCAAAAUGUGUUUUCUUGUGGUGUCCCUCCUAAAGUCAGCAGUAGUUAAAGUUAAUAUACUUUGUUAUGAUCAAGGUGUUAAUGAGCAGACAGCGUUAGCUAGCUAGUGUGCUAGCACGUUGAUGAGUUUCUCCAUAUUAAAUUAUAUGUGAACGUCUUCACAACUUUUUUAUCAAUAAGACAAAUCCAUGCUUGACAAAAGUGAGUUUUUACAAGUCUUAUGAUGGUUUAUCGUUCACUGCGUAAAUAAUUCAGUUCAUAUUCAAGGCUAACACACACUCCUCUACUGAGCGUUGAGCAGCAGUGAUUACAGCCUAAAUAUUGAGAUUCUAAUUAACUGUCUGUUUUCUGCUACACGUAGGUGAUAAACUCAUGGAUAUAAAAACAACUAAUUGCAAUAGGUUGAGAAAUAUAAACGUUAUAGUGCUUUUUACGUUUUAUUUGGCGCUCACACCGACACCACUGCUGUCCCUUUCUGACACCAGUUCAGCUCCGCCCACAAAAUACAUCAUCACUGUUUACCAACACAAACAGGCUGGACUAUGUAGUGAGUAGUAUGUAGUGGAGUUGAUUUCUGACACAGCCUUUGUUACUAACUAGCUUUGCCAUUUGCAAAUUACUUAUAUAUCAACUGAUGUCACAAAGCAACCAACAGCAGAUCCAUGCAUCACAGCUUCACAGCUACUGAAUUCACUGUGUGAAUCCGGCACCCUGGCUGCGGGAGUCUGGAUGAAUCAGCUGACGUUAUGCAUUCAUUACAGUAUUUAGCUACGUUUGCUAGCAAUCUGUCUGCCUUAGAAAGCAAGCCAACUUAAGCUAACAUUAGCCAGCCAAAACUACAAUAUCAUAAUAUAUUUUGCAUGCUAGUGUUUCCGCAAAAUGUAUUCAGUGGAAACGGAGCAUUGGACAGUUUGUUGUGGUACGUGUGGGUCAUUUGGGGAACUACCCAUUGGUCCGACAGCCCAUUGUUCCGACCAUAUUAAACCCAUUGUUCCGAAGUCCGUUCCGAAAUCAUCAUGAUGCCCUGUGGUUAAGGUCUGGUUAGGUUUAGGCACAAAAGCCACUUGGUUAGGGUCAGGAAAAGAUCAUGGUGUGGGUUAAAAUGAAAAAGAAAGUGGCAAACACAUAAGCUGUGAGCCUGCUCCGCCUCAAGUCUUUCCCAGCUGACACAGAGCCGGUCGCAGCGCACCAUCAAGGCAGAAAUGUUCAGCACCACGGACAGUCGGACUAAUGGGAUGUCGGACCAAUGGGCUGUCGGACCAAUGACAUGGACCCAUCAUUUGUUGACAUUAGCGGACUCCAUGUCUUUGCUAACAUUAGGUACUGUGGCACACUUUAGUGCUGUAGCAGAGCUGAGGAGAGACGCAGCUCGCUGUUGGCAGUAUUUUGCCCAGAGGACUUUCUAGCAGAAUUCUUGGUUAAGGUUCAUCGCAUCCCUUGGAUUUCCUGAAAAAUUUGGCUACGGUGCUUUACAUAGAAGUCAGUCCACAGGCUGUUAGAGGCAACCAACCUUAAGUUUUUAACAUAGUCUGUAUAAAGAUGGACGAUGCGUCUGCACUUACCCCCACUAUAUAAAAGUGACGCUAAAAUAUCUUGUUAAGGUGACAUUAAUCGGAGCCAGAGUCUGCGCAGUAGAGAUCUCUGCUGUAUCAAGUCUCCUGCUCAGACACCCAUCCAACUAAUGGCGAGUAGCGCCACUGAACGUGAGCCCACCAAUUGGCCCCGUUUCAUACAGACUCAUAUAACUAAUUAAAAUGUAACUUAUAAGAAAAACAAACACUUGAGGCAAACAUCAGCGUGAUAAGAACUUCCUUAAAUGACAAAAAACAUAUCUGGGAAAAAUGUAUUUGAUUCGUAUGUUGAGUGUUUGGCCUGUGUCCCAUCCACUAACAUAGAGGGGGCGGAGUUUAUGACCUAUACUGCAGCCAGCCACCAGGGGGCGAUCCAGAUGUUUCGGCCUCACUUUUAGGGAGCUGCCAUGUCGUCCAUCUUUACAUAGAGUCUGUGGUUUUUAAGUUACGUUACAAUAAAACGUUGCAAUAAAAAAAAUUAAUACAUAUAAAAAGUUACAUAAAGAAUUGUUACUAAAUGAUGAUAUUUGUCCAAAUGGAGCUCUGAUUUAUGUUUUUGUCUGAAAAGCAGUGGGCACAAUCAUACCAGUCAGCGAGUCAGUUAAGAGUCAUCAGUUUAUGAUUAAAAAAAGUUGAUUUUUAAAAGAUUAUUGUAUCAUUUCUUCAUUUUUAAAAUAUUGUGAUUAAUAUUGUAUCGUGGACUUUUUAUCGCAAUAAUAUAAUAACACAAGUUUUUGGUAUUGUUACAUCGCUGGUGAUUGGUUUAACUAUAACUUACUGAAUUAUGGAUGCAGUUGUACUGAUUGCUUUAGAGAUUUUGUUUAUCAGGUGCAGAUGUUACUUGGCUGUGGGUCCUGUCCACCUCUGGAUGUUAAUAACGACAAUGUCUUUUCUCACCUUUUACAUAAUAACACAUUUUAUUAACAUUUAUUUACUAAAUGAGAGAGAAUAUUCUACUGCAAUAAUUGUAAUGUUGAUUUUAAAAAGAUUUUUUAAUCUGCAGAAAUUAUAUUAUUUUACAUUUUAUACUAAUUUACUUUUUUUAACUUUCUUUCAUUGUAAUUUUAUUUUGUUUAUGUAAAUCACUUGUGAUGGCUGUUCGACCUGUGUUUGAAUACUAUAAUAACCAGAUAAUUUUUUUUUCCAAACAAGUCCAUGACAGGUUGGUACAUAAGUCCAGCUGUGAGUCCUCAGCCUCGUUCAUAAAAGACAGAAAAUGUUGAUAUAUGUCAGUGACUUAAACAGAUGCUGUAAAGUGAAUGAAAACAUAUUUUUGUGAUAAAUAAAACUGCAGUUAAA
Epinephelus fuscoguttatus (brown-marbled grouper) is the source of this 6601-nucleotide messenger RNA. Its product is annotated as E3 ubiquitin-protein ligase TRIM21-like. Gene Ontology annotation, molecular function: zinc ion binding; protein binding. NCBI's taxonomy places the organism in Eukaryota, Metazoa, Chordata, Actinopteri, Perciformes, Serranidae. The record is from RefSeq and is a predicted model, not a curated record. The transcript is spliced from 2 exons. Bases 134 to 1777 code for a protein of 547 amino acids.